AUGUCCGAUGGAGCUUCGAAAAUCAACCCCGAAAUAAGAAUCAUCCUCCAUCAAGACAAUGCAAGCUCGCACACAGCCCAAAAAACAAGGCAGUAUUUAACGGAAGAAAACGUGGAAUUAUUGGACCAUUCUCCAUAUAGUCCUAACGAUUUCUUUACUUUCCCGAAAAUUAAAAACAGACUGCGCGGUCAAAGGUUCCAGUCACCAGAAGAAGCAGUUGACGCAUUAAAAACUUCCGUUUUGGAUCUGCCAGCAAACGAGUGGAAUAAAUGCUUCGAAAAUUGGUUCGUGAGCAUGCAUAUGUGUAUUAAUCUUCGUGGAGAAUACUUCGAAAAACAAUAA
Molecule: messenger RNA, 342 nt
Organism: Acanthoscelides obtectus
Lineage: Eukaryota; Metazoa; Arthropoda; Insecta; Coleoptera; Chrysomelidae
Source: the annotation of a GenBank genome assembly